CAUCUGGAGAGGGCCAAAUGUGAACUGCGUUGACAGUACUGGAUACACUCCACUGCACCAUGCUGCUUUGAAUGGUCAUAAGGAUGUGGUGGAAGUUCUGCUGAGGAACGAUGCACUAACCAACGUCGCAGACUGUAAAGGCUGUUACCCUCUCCACCUGGCAGCUUGGAAAGGAGAUGCAGACAUAGUGAAGCUCCUCAUCCACCAGGGACCUUCGCAUACUAAAGUGAAUGAGCAGAAUGCUCUUGAGAUCAAAGAACUCAAAAAGUACGGCCCCUUUGACCCAUAUAUCAAUGCCAAGGUGUGUACUUUGCUGUCAGCAUUUCACUGCAUCAUUACUCCAAGCUGCACUCGUGUGCUUCCAGGUGCAAUGUCAUCCAGUUGCAGUAAUACCUGUUCAGUUUGCAGCUGCUUGGGGAAAAGUAAAAUGUGACCAUUUAUUUACUGUGGGUUUCUUUCUUCAAAGCAGUUAUAGAAACAUAAUUUAAGGGAAGCUUUUUCUUACUUUCCU
Fulmarus glacialis (Northern fulmar) is the source of this 511-nucleotide messenger RNA. Its product is annotated as ankyrin repeat and SAM domain-containing protein 1A-like. Lineage: Eukaryota; Metazoa; Chordata; Aves; Procellariiformes; Procellariidae. The annotation marks the transcript as partial. Gene Ontology annotation, molecular function: protein binding. The record is from RefSeq and is a predicted model, not a curated record. The transcript is spliced from 3 exons. Gene Ontology annotation, cellular component: cytosol.